Messenger RNA from Dalotia coriaria, 1658 nucleotides. RefSeq names its product caspase Dronc-like. The record is from RefSeq and is a predicted model, not a curated record. Bases 21 to 1484 code for a protein of 487 amino acids. Gene Ontology annotation, biological process: proteolysis. Gene Ontology annotation, molecular function: protein binding; cysteine-type endopeptidase activity. The transcript has 4 exons. Lineage: Eukaryota; Metazoa; Arthropoda; Insecta; Coleoptera; Staphylinidae.
UAUUGCAAAGUGAAGCUAAAAUGUCGGAUUGUAUUCCUCCUGAUCCCUUGAAAAUACAAGUGAAAAUUGCGACAGAGAUUACGGCUGGGAAGCGCGCACUUGAAGAUGGCAUUCACGUCUACAAAACUACCGCAGAAACGCGCGGUGUGGUAAAAAUUAUCAAUAUUCCAGAGGUUCAUGGGUUAGAACAUAGAGAUGGCUCUGACAUUGACGUUAAAAAUUUGCAAUCUUUAUUCGAGCAAAUGGGAUUUUCUGUCGAUAUUCAUCCAGUGACUGAAACAAGUCACACCAAAGAGGGUAUUGAAACUGCCUUGAAAAACUUUGUGGAUGAUGAACGAUUAAUCGAAGCGGAUAUCGCUAUGCUUUUUAUCAUGAGUCAUGGAAACAGAGAUAAUAACAGAGAUUUUUUCUAUUCUGCUAAUGGUGAAAAGGUCCUCUAUGAUGAUGUGAAGUUCUACUUUAGCAAUUCACGGUGUAAAAGUAUGCAAGGCAAGCCAAAGAUUAUUUUCUUCCAAGUCUGCAGAGGUGAUGGAAAAGAUUAUGGUACACCAAACGUGGUAAAACCACCCGUUGCAGUACACAAGCCACAAUUUGAUGGUAGUCGUCCUUCUUUACCGCCCGUACGGGUCGCAACUUAUACUGACAUGGUCAUUGCUUAUGCCACUAGUCCUGGUUAUAGUGCAUGUCGAUUUCCAAAUGUAGGCUCUGUGUUUAUAAACACUUUGUGUGAAGAGUUUAUGAACCAAGCCUAUGUACGUUGUGUCACGACUAUGCUAGAUAACGUGUAUAGGAAAAUGUCAAAAAAUUUAAUAGACUACGAAGGUCGUCCGAUUGUUCAAACCGGCGAAUAUACUAGCAUCACAUUUGGAAGAUGUUAUCUUAAUCCGGGUGUGUACUGUGAUGAAAACGGAGUAUACAGAAAUAUUUUGACCAAAGACAAGCUUCCAAUAAACCAUGACCGCACAUCUGAUUCAUUAAUGGACGCGUGCUUCAAGGGCGACUUUCAGCGGGUUCCUGAUCUUCUCAAAUCGGGAGCUGAUGUUAAUUAUAGAAAUCAUGAAGGGCAGUCACCAUUGCACUUUGCUGCGAAUAAUGGCAAUUUAGGCAUUUGUCUGCUUUUGCUACAAAAAGGGGCAAAUAUUAACGCGAAGAGUAACGAUGGUGGCACACCUUUGCAGAGUGCAGCUUACAAUGGCAAUACACGGAUUUGUUCAACGUUUAUUGAAAAUGGCGCAAUUUUAAGCGAAACUGAUAAUAAAGGAAACUCUGCGCUGCAUUUUGCGACACUGAAUGGGCAUUUAGAUACAUACAAGGUUUUAGUUGAUGCUGGUGCUGAUACAGAGCAGAAAAAUUUGAGUGGGGAGACACCUGCUGAUUUUGCUGCGAUUUAUACGAAAUUUUUGGAUGAUUUACGAACUUCGAAUUUGCCGCCUGCUGCAAAGUUUAUAAAACAAGUUCGUUUUCAGAAUAAUUCUCAGUCGUAGAACAUUAUUUUAUAUAAUGUUUUAAUAAUAAUGCCUCCGGUUGCAGGCAUAUUCGCGUGAUAUUUUUAGUAUAUACUAUUUCUUUGUAUAAUUGACAGCAAUAUCUGUUGUGUAGUUUUACACUAUUGUUAGCAUUUCAGAUUAAACAGUUUUUGCUCACGGCUGUUCCUAUAA